Molecule: messenger RNA, 2225 nt
Organism: Nicotiana tabacum (common tobacco)
Lineage: Eukaryota; Viridiplantae; Streptophyta; Magnoliopsida; Solanales; Solanaceae
Product: cytochrome P450 86A22
Molecular function (GO): iron ion binding; oxidoreductase activity, acting on paired donors, with incorporation or reduction of molecular oxygen; monooxygenase activity
Source: RefSeq, a predicted model, not a curated record
UCAACAACAGUCCGGCCCCUUCAUUUAUUACCUCCUCUUCCACUUAACUUCUUCUUCUAUAAAUCACUUUAUUUUCUUUCUUCUCUGUCACUCACAGGUCUUCUCCUUUCUUCUUUUCUUUCCCUUCUACCCCCACUUAGCUUUUAUUAAUAAAUUUUCUGCUUUUUUAAUUUCCUUUAUAAAGUUAUUAUCUUUUUUAUUAAUCUUCUUGAAGCUCAAGUGUUAGGAUCUCUCAAGUUAGACAGCCAUUGUUGCAGGGAAAUUAGUGUUGUUAGAAGAUAUGGAUGCGUCAACGGGCAUGAUGAUUGUUUCAAUUGUAGCGGCCUACUUACUAUGGUUCAAAUCCAUCACAAAAUCCAUGAAAGGGCCCAAAGGCCCAAAAAUGUGGCCCAUAGUUGGAAGUUUACCCGGCCUGCUUGAAAACGGGACCCGAAUGCAUGAAUGGAUCGCGGAAAACCUUCGGGCCUGUGCCGGUACGUACCAAACUUGCAUAUUUGCAAUUCCAUUUUUAGCCCGGAAGCAAGGUCUCGUGACAGUCACGUGCGAUCCAAAAAAUUUAGAGCAUAUAUUGAAGGUUAGGUUUGAUAAUUAUCCUAAGGGUCCUACUUGGCAAGCUGUGUUUCAUGAUUUGCUUGGUGAGGGUAUCUUCAAUUCGGACGGUGACACGUGGCUCUUCCAGCGCAAGACAGCUGCGCUGGAAUUUACCACUCGAACCUUGAGGCAAGCCAUGGGUCGAUGGGUUAACCGAGCCAUCAAGAAUCGGUUCUGCCCGAUUCUUGAGAUGGCUCAGGUUCAGGGCAAGCCGGUUGAUCUUCAAGACCUAUUGCUUCGGCUCACUUUUGAUAACAUUUGUGGCUUGGCUUUUGGCAAAGAUCCAGAGACGCUCUCUCCAGAAUUACCUGAAAAUAACUUUGCUACGUCUUUUGAUCGAGCCACUGAAGCCUCAUUGCACCGGUUCAUCAUGCCCGAGUUCGUUUGGAAGUUGAAGAAAAUGCUUGGACUUGGAAUGGAGGUGAGCCUAAGCCAUAGCUUGAAACAAGUGGACGAUUACAUGACUGACGUUAUCAAUACACGUAAGCUAGAGCUGCUGAAUCAUCAGGACGGUGGGCCCAAGCACGACGAUUUGCUCUCGAGGUUCAUGAAGAAAAAAGAAUCCUACUCGAACAAAUUCCUCCAACACGUGGCGCUCAACUUCAUCCUAGCUGGACGUGACACAUCAUCCGUCGCACUGAGCUGGUUCUUCUGGUUGGUCAGCUUGAAUCCGAGGGUGGAAGAAAAGAUACUCAUCGAACUCUGCACCGUCCUAGCAGAGACACGUGGCAACGACACGUCAAAGUGGUUAGAAGAACCUCUAGUGUUUGAGGAAGUUGACCGAUUGACAUAUCUCAAGGCAGCAUUAUCCGAAACCCUAAGACUUUACCCAUCCGUGCCAGAGGACUCAAAACAUGUCAUUUGUGACGAUUAUUUGCCCGAUGGCACAUUUGUACCGGCAGGUUCAAAUAUCACAUAUUCCAUAUACUCAACUGGUCGAAUGAAAUUCAUAUGGGGCGAAGAUUGCUUAGAAUUCAAGCCAGAAAGGUGGAUGUCACAAGACGGUAACAAGUACCAAGUUCAAGAUGCAUUUAGAUUUGUCGCAUUCAAUGCAGGACCAAGAAUUUGUCUAGGUAAAGACUUGGCUUAUUUGCAAAUGAAAUCAAUAGCAGCAGCAGUGCUACUCCGCCACCGCCUCGCGGUGGCGCCAGGCCAUAAGGUGGAACAGAAAAUGUCCCUAACAUUAUUCAUGAAGUAUGGUCUAGUUAUGAAUGUGACCCCUAGAGACUUGACUCCAAUUUUGGCAAAAUUUGGCAAAAUUGAGUCAUGUGCUGGCGAGCAUCUUAUCAAUAAUGGCAUUCAUCAACCAGAGGCUAUUACAGUAAAUGGGAUUGCUUGAAGAUAAACAUUGCAAAUCUUAUUAAUUUGUUAUUGAUAUAGUAACAAUUAUAUACAGUAACAUUUAUCUUGUUGCAAUAAUGUCUGAAGAGGUAUUUAUUUCUCCAGUUUACCAGAUAACUUUUUGCCAAAGUGGAAUAUUACAACUUAACUUCUUCUUUUUAUUUUAUUUUUUUUCCUUUUCUUAUCACCUUCUUAUUGUUUUUUCUGUUCCAAAGCAUAGUAAAUGAUUAUAUAUAUAGAUAUUGUACCUCAUUAGUCCAUUUUGUGAAAUAAAAUACAGUUCUGAUUUUAAA